Trichoderma citrinoviride is the source of this 483-nucleotide messenger RNA. RefSeq lists its product as hypothetical. The transcript has 3 exons. The record is from RefSeq and is a predicted model, not a curated record. Bases 1 to 483 code for a protein of 160 amino acids. NCBI's taxonomy places the organism in Eukaryota, Fungi, Ascomycota, Sordariomycetes, Hypocreales, Hypocreaceae.
AUGACCGUGGCAACGGAUGCUGGCAAAAGUGUCCAUCCGUCAGCAUUUGGCUCCAACGCCGACGAACUGCUCCAUGACUCGGAAGCCACCGCCGAGAAAGCGCCUCCAACCGGGGCCAGGCGGCCAGCGGCGAAGCAGAGGUGCUUGCGCCUCGGCCCUCGUCCCGUCGCUUCAAUACCUAUCCCGGCCGUCAUCAAGCUUUCGAUUACGUACAAGAACAAUUGCGCGCCUAUGCUACAUCUGUCGAAAGGCAUGGCUACCAACAGCGGCCUGCAGAUCCCUGCGGCAGUUGCACACCUCUACCAAAUGAACGCCGCGCCGGGUGGCUCUCGAGCUUCCAGGGCUGCCAAUGCCAUGCCUGCCCUGUCAAGCCUUAUCCGGGCUUCGUCGUCACCAAACCUGUAUCCUCGCCACGCCUCAUUGGAGCCUUGCCGUCGGCCUGUCUCCCCAGUGGGGAAAUCUCUCGAUCACGCAAUCGCCUAG